CCUCCUGUCACCCCACCACUAUCCUCUCCUACCACCAAGAUGCCCAUCGUCAAAACCAAAGGCCUGUUGUUCGACAUGGACGGCACGUUAGUAGACUCGACGCCAGGGGUGAUCCAGGCCUGGAACGACUUUGGCAAGAGGUAUGGGUUUGAUGGGAACGCUGUCGCGGACGCGACGCACGGGGCACGCUUGGUCGACAGCCUGAAGCGCUACUGCCACAUCACAGACGAGGCAGAGCUGCACGCCGAAGUCCAACGGUUUGAGACCGAUGUGCUCGAGGCUACCCGCCGAGGGCAGGGCGUUUCCCUCCUCCCGGGCGUGCUCGACUUGCUUGGAGCAGUCAGCAGUGUACAACACGACCGACCAAUAUGGGCCAUCGUAACCAGUGCGACCUCCCUCUACGCUCCCAAGGCGCUCGAAGCAGCCGGCGUGCCCAUGCCCGAGAAGCUCAUCACCGCCGACCGAGUGACGCACGGCAAGCCCCACCCCGAGCCGUACCUCGCCGGAGCGGCUGCGUGCGAGCUAGAGGCCAAAGACUGUAUCGUCGUAGAGGAUGCGCCGAAUGGGAUCAAGGCUGCCCAGGCAGCGGGGAGCAGGGUGUUGGCGGUGUGUACGAGCCAUUCGCGUGCCCAGCUUGAGGGGAGUAAGCCGGAUUGGAUCAUUACCCGUUUGACUGGGGUCAAGGCUAGCUGGGACGGGGAGGACAUCGUCCUCGAGAUUGAUGAGACGCCGUGA
This is a messenger RNA of Dacryopinax primogenitus, 735 nucleotides long. Its product is annotated as glycerol-1-phosphatase. Gene Ontology annotation, molecular function: sugar-phosphatase activity; beta-phosphoglucomutase activity. The coding region runs from base 40 to 735 and encodes 231 amino acids. The record is from RefSeq and is a predicted model, not a curated record. Lineage: Eukaryota; Fungi; Basidiomycota; Dacrymycetes; Dacrymycetales; Dacrymycetaceae. The transcript is spliced from 5 exons.